Acinonyx jubatus (cheetah) is the source of this 1021-nucleotide messenger RNA. It is a transcript of the gene LTB, whose product is annotated as lymphotoxin beta. The record is from RefSeq and is a predicted model, not a curated record. The transcript has 4 exons. Gene Ontology annotation, biological process: immune response. Gene Ontology annotation, cellular component: membrane. Gene Ontology annotation, molecular function: CD40 receptor binding; tumor necrosis factor receptor binding. Bases 101 to 841 code for a protein of 246 amino acids. NCBI's taxonomy places the organism in Eukaryota, Metazoa, Chordata, Mammalia, Carnivora, Felidae.
UGUGCGGAAAGUCCCAGCCAGGUGUGUGGGUCUAUGGGGAGGGGGUGGCCCCACCCCUAAGGUAUGAAAGCCCCCCUGCCCUGGCCCUGGCUCAGUCUCCAUGGGGACACUGGGGCUAGAGGGCCGGGGUAGGAGGCCCCAGGGGAAGGGCUGCCUCCUGCUGGCUGUGGCAGGAGCCACCUCCCUGGUGACCCUGCUGCUGGCUGUGCCUAUCACUGUCCUGGCUGUGCUGGCCUUGGUGCCCCAAGAGCAGGGAGGACAGGUAACAGGGACGGCUGACCCGGGGGCACAGGCCCAGGCCCAGCAGCGAUUGGGGACACAGGUGCUGCCAGAGGAAGAGGCAGGAAGAGAUUUCAGCUCCAGGCUCCCAGCUGCCCACCUCAUAGGUGCUUGGACGAAGGGGCAGGGGCUAGGCUGGGAGGCCAAGAAAGAAGAGGCGUUUUUGAGGAGCGGGACGCAGUUCUCCGGCGCCGAGGGACUGGCGCUCCCACAGGACGGCCUCUAUUACCUCUACUGUCACGUCGGCUACCGGGGUCGGGCGCCCCCUGCCGGCGGGGGCCUCCUUGACCACUCGGUCACGCUGCGCAGCCGGCUGUACCGGACGGGGGGCGCGUAUGGACCGGGGACUCCCGAGCUGCUGCUGGAGGGCGCAGAGACCGUGACCCCGGUCUUGGACCCGUCCCGGACGCACGAGUACGGGCCUCUCUGGUACACGAGUGUGGGCUUCGGGGGCCUGGUACAGCUCCGGAGGGGCGAGAGGGUGUACGUCAAUAUCAGUCACCCCGAUAUGGUGGACUACAGGAGAGGGAAGACCUUCUUUGGGGCUGUGAUGGUGGGGUGAGGGCCGCUUGCGGCCCCGGGGAAAGCGACUGCAUGGCUGGAAUGUGUGACCCAGCCCAGAUAUUGGGGACCCGGCCUCCAGGGACCCCGUGGCAGUGGGAAAAAUGUAGGAGACUGUUUGAAAACUGAUUUCGAGCCUGAAGAAAAUAAAGAAUGUAAACCUUUAGUGUUGCCAAAUACA